Molecule: messenger RNA, 1155 nt
Organism: Caenorhabditis bovis
Lineage: Eukaryota; Metazoa; Nematoda; Chromadorea; Rhabditida; Rhabditidae
Source: the annotation of a GenBank genome assembly
AUGCAAUUGAUUAGUCUUCAGAAUGAGCAACUGAAUGAGCAGGAAAAUGACUAUCCGCUGGAUUAUGUGAUCAAAGAUCUAACCACAUGCCCGGUUUAUCAUACGCAAUCACCCAAGGACGCAAACUAUUUGGAGCCGCAUAGUGUGAAAUUUUACGCGGAGCUUGGGCAGCUUUCGUCGUUUUGCCCAAGCAAUUAUACACUUUUGAAAAACGGAAUUUUGGGCUCAUGCCAUCAGAGGUCCUCGACAAUGAAGCUCCCUUCGCUUCAUCAAAUUCUUAAAACGAGAGGUGCCAAUUUAACAAUUAUUGAAUCAAAUUCAUUGGAUGAAUCUCUUGCAGACCAGGCCAGAGAUAUUGGCGAAGCCAUAAGUCGCUAUCCGGACUACGAAAACUCAUGGAAAAUGAUUAUUAUUUUAGCCACAAUUCAGGAUGGAACCGCAUCCGAAACAGGCCAAACUGCCGUCGAGGUUCUCGCAGCGAUCGAAGAACUCGGAAAAAUACUUCCAAAGAAAACGUUCAUAGUUGUGUUGCGUACGUCUGGAAGCGGAAUUUGGAGAGAUGCGAGCCAUCAAUCAGCAGCAUGCAAAAAUCAAUUGGCGCAAUGGAAAGUGCACAACAAAUUCAAUUAUAAUUCGGUGUGGGAUCAGGUCGAGGUGAUAGUUCAAAAGAACUAUCGUAAACCGAAUUUUAACGUCGAGGUAUUGCCGUUGUUAAAAGAUCCAGCACUCACGAAUCUACCGGAGGAAGUUGAUCUGAGUGUUCUUGGAUACGAUUGUGCUCAUUUUUCGGAGCGCGGAUUAUCGCUGCUUCAUUUGGCAAUUUGGAAUAGUCUUGUUACACGAAACCCCAUAAGACGUUCGCAAUUCCGACCAUCGGCGGAUCCGAUACUAUGUCCCGAUCCAAAGUGCCCAUUUUUUCGGACCCCUGCUAACAGUGAUAUGUGCAUUUGGAUGGAGGAUAAGAAAUUUUCCGCUCCAUCUUAUGCCAGCCAUCUCAUUGUUGUCACAAUAUUGUUCGUUGCAAUCCUUCUCGCUUGCAUGAUUUUAUGGUUCGUAUGCCACUCACGACGAAUAUCAAACGAGAAAAAAGCGCCCGUUAAAGCAUUUGGAGACAGUAUCAGCUCAAUCAAAUUCAUCGACGAGGAUAUUCUUUAA